CGCACCGACUUGCCCCGCCCGACAAGUCGAGCCACCAAGUCUCCUGGUGACGCUGCCGUGGGCUGUCAAACAAUCUCGAUAUGUCUUCACUCCCGCCGCCGCCGCCUCCUCCUGGCUGGGGGCCUCCUCCGCCGCCGCCAACCCCGCCGCCGCCGGGCCCUCCGUCCUCACUGCCUCCGCCUCCUGCGAUCCCGGCGCCGCCUCCUCCAGGCUACCUACCACCGACCGACCCGCAAAUCGCCAAGUUCGCGCAGAAGAAGAAAGAAUGGCUCCGCAUGCAGCGCAACCGAUUCGGCGAGAAGAGGAAGGGCGGUUUCGUGGAGACGCAAAAGGCCGACAUGCCUCCGGAGCACCUGCGCAAGAUCGUCAAGGAUAUCGGAGAUGUCUCGCAGAAGAAGUACACCAGCGACAAGCGCAGCUAUCUGGGUGCGCUGAAGUUCAUGCCGCACGCAGUAAUGAAACUGCUGGAGAACAUGCCGAUGCCGUGGGAAUCCGCGAGGGAGGUCAAGGUGCUAUACCACGUCAAUGGCUGCUUGACCCUUGUCAACGAGAUACCCCGGGUCAUCGAGCCAGUCUUCUUUGCGCAGUGGGCAACCAUGUGGACCACGAUGCGGAAAGAGAAGAGCGACCGGAGACUGUUCAAGCGCAUGCGGUUUCCGCCGUUCGACGACGAGGAGCCGCCCCUGUCCUGGUCCGAGAACAUCGAGGAUGUUGAGCCGCUGGAGCCUAUCCAGAUGGAACUCGACGAGGAGGAAGAGGCCCCCGUCUAUGAAUGGUUCUACGACCACCAGCCGCUUCUCGACACGUCGCACGUGAACGGGCCGAGCUACAGGAGAUGGAACCUUACGCUCCCGCAGAUGGCAAGCUUGUACCGCCUGAGUCUGCCGUUGGUGUCCGAUGUCGUGGACCCGAACUACUUCUAUCUCUUUGAGCUGAAGAGCUUCCUCACCGCCAAGGCGCUGAACGUGGCGUUGCCAGGCGGCCCUCGCUUCGAACCGCUCUACAAGGACAUCGACCCCAACGAUGAGGACUUCGGCGAGUUCAACGCGAUGGACCGCAUCAUUUUCCGCACCCCCAUCCGGACCGAGUGCCGUGUUUCCUACCCAUACCUGUACAAUGCGCUGCCGCGAAGCGUGCAUCUCUCCUGGCAUUCUCAUCCCCAGAUUGUGUAUUCCAGGACGGAGGAUCACAAUCUCCCUGCCUUUUAUUUCGACAGCAGCAUCAACCCCAUCUCCUCGCGGGCUGUUGCCCCGAAGAACAUCACGGUCAGCCACGAAGAUGAACUUUUUGGCCAGGGCAACAUCGAGGAGCCGGAGGAGGAGGCGUUUGAGCUCCCCGCUGCGGUUGAACCCUUCUUAGCGGACGAGGAGCUAUACACGGAAGACACAGCGUCCGCGAUUGAGCUGUGGUGGGCGCCCUACCCCUUCGACCGCCGGUCAGGGCGCAUGGUGCGGGCUCAGGACGUGCCCCUUGUCAAGCACUGGUACCUCGAGCACUGCCCGCCCAAGCAGCCGGUCAAAGUUCGGGUCUCCUACCAGAAGCUCCUCAAGACCUACGUGCUCAACGAACUGCACAAGAAGAGGCCCAAGUCACUGCAGAAGCAGAACCUGCUCAAGACUCUGAAGCAGACGAAGUUCUUCCAGCAGACGACGAUUGACUGGGUCGAAGCUGGCCUCCAAGUGUGCCGCCAAGGCUUCAACAUGCUCAACCUGUUGAUUCACCGGAAGAACCUCACAUACCUUCAUCUCGACUACAACUUCAAUCUCAAACCCGUCAAGACCUUGACGACCAAGGAGCGGAAGAAGUCCCGAUUUGGAAACGCCUUCCACUUGAUGCGAGAAAUUCUACGCCUGACUAAGCUCAUUGUCGAUGCUCAGGUGCAGUACCGGCUUGGAAACAUCGACGCUUUCCAACUCGCUGAUGGCAUCCUUUACGCCUUCAACCACGUCGGGCAGCUGACGGGCAUGUACCGAUACAAGUACAAGCUGAUGCACCAGAUUCGCUCUUGCAAAGAUCUGAAGCACUUGAUCUACUACCGGUUCAACGCUGGCCCGGUUGGCAAAGGGCCGGGCUGUGGCUUCUGGGCGCCCGCAUGGAGAGUUUGGCUGUUUUUCAUGCGCGGCAUCAUCCCGCUGCUCGAGCGCUGGCUUGGAAACCUUCUCUCGCGUCAGUUCGAGGGUCGCCACAGCAAGGGAGUGGCCAAGACCGUGACGAAGCAGCGUGUCGAAUCGCACUUCGAUCUGGAGCUGCGCGCCUCGGUCAUGGCUGACCUGAUGGACAUGAUGCCGGAGGGGAUCAAGCAGAGCAAGGUCAAUACGGUGCUGCAGCACCUCUCGGAGGCCUGGAGGUGUUGGAAGAGCAACAUUCCUUGGAAGGUGCCGGGCUUGCCUGCCGCCAUCGAGAACAUCAUCCUGCGUUACGUCAAGGCCAAAGCCGACUGGUGGAUAUCAGUCGCCCACUACAACCGAGAGCGCAUCCGCAGGGGCGCCACUGUCGACAAGACUGUGGCCAAGAAGAACGUCGGACGUUUGACCCGCCUGUGGCUCAAGGCCGAGCAGGAAAGACAGCACAACCACAUGAAAGACGGCCCGUACGUCUCGUCGGAGGAAGCUGUCGCAAUCUACACGACAACAGUCCAUUGGCUCGAGUCUCGGAAGUUUUCACCCAUCCCCUUCCCGAGCGUCUCGUACAAGCAUGACACGAAGAUCUUGAUCUUGGCGCUUGAGCGCUUGCGGGAGGCCUACUCCACCAAGGGCAGGUUGAACCAGAGCCAGCGGGAGGAGCUCGCUUUGAUCGAGCAGGCAUACGACAGCCCCGGGACCACCCUGGAGCGGAUCAAGCGCUUCCUCCUGACGCAGCGGGCGUUCAAAGAGGUCGGCAUCGAUAUGAACGACAACUACAGCACCAUCAAUCCCGUUUAUGACAUCGAGCCCAUCGAGAAGAUUAGCGAUGCCUAUCUCGACCAGUAUCUCUGGUACCAAGCCGAUCAGCGCCACCUGUUCCCUGCCUGGAUCAAGCCUUCUGAUUCCGAAGUACCGCCGCUUCUCGUCUACAAGUGGUGUCAGGGCAUCAACAACCUCGACAGGGUCUGGGAAACAGCGAAUGGGGAGUGCAACGUCAUGAUCGAAACGCAGCUGUCGAAGGUCUACGAGAAGAUCGAGCUGACCCUGCUCAACUCGCUCCUGCGCCUAAUCAUGGAUCACAACUUGGCGGACUACAUCACUGCCAAGAACAAUGUCACACUGACUUACAAAGACAUGAGUCACGUCAACAGCUACGGCAUGAUCCGCGGGCUUCAGUUCUCUGCAUUCGUCUUCCAGUACUACGGCCUGAUCCUCGACCUCUUGCUUCUUGGCCCUCAGCGUGCGUCGGAGAUUGCGGGGCCGCCCCAGAGUCCCAACGAUUUCCUCCAGUUCCAGGACCGCGAGACAGAAACGAGACAUCCUAUCAGGCUCUACACCAGGUACAUCGACAAGAUCUGGGUGUUCCUGCGCUUCACCGCCGACGAGUCUAGGGACCUCAUUCAACGCUUCCUCACGGAACAGCCUGAUCCUAACUUUGAGAACGUGAUCGGCUACAAGAGCAAGAAGUGUUGGCCCAGGGAUUCCCGCAUGCGCCUGAUGAGACACGAUGUGAAUCUUGGGAGGGCCGUUUUCUGGGACCUCAAGAACCGGCUUCCGAGGUCGGUGACGACGAUUGAGUGGGACGACACGUUCGCUAGCGUGUACAGCAGGGACAACCCCAACCUGCUGUUCUCAAUGUGCGGCUUUGAAGUGCGCAUUCUGCCCAAGAUUCGUAACCAGAAUGACGAGUUCCCAGUCAAGGACAGCGUCUGGUCGCUGGUGGACAACACCACGAAAGAACGGACGGCACACGCCUUCCUCCAGGUGACCGAAGAGGACAUCCAGAAGUUCAACAAUCGCAUCCGCCAGAUUCUGAUGUCGUCCGGCUCCACAACCUUCACCAAGAUCGCCAACAAGUGGAACACCGCCUUGAUCGCCCUGUUCACGUACUACCGCGAGGCGGCGGUCUCGACGGUGAAUCUGCUUGAUACGAUUGUCAAGUGCGAGACCAAGAUUCAGACUCGCGUCAAGAUUGGCCUCAACUCCAAGAUGCCCUCGCGUUUCCCGCCCGCUGUGUUCUACACGCCCAAGGAACUCGGCGGCCUCGGCAUGAUUUCGGGCUCUCACAUCUUGAUUCCGGCAAGUGACAAACGCUGGUGCAAGCAGACCGAUGUCGGUAUCACCCACUUCCGAGCGGGCAUGUCCCACGACGAAGAAACCUUGAUUCCGAACAUCUUCCGUUAUAUCAUUCCAUGGGAGGCCGAGUUCAUCGAUUCGCAGCGCGUGUGGACGGAGUAUUCGCAGAAGCGCCUCGAGGCGAACCAGCAGAACAGGAGACUGACGUUGGAGGAUCUCGAGGAUAGCUGGGAUCGCGGAUUGCCCCGCAUCAACACGCUAUUCCAAAAGGACCGCAGCACUCUCAGCUUCGACAAGGGAUUCCGCGCCCGGGCGGAGUUCAAGAUCUACCAGCUCAUGAAGAGCAACCCGUUCUGGUGGACAAGCCAGAGACAUGACGGCAAGCUGUGGAAUCUCAAUGCCUACCGGACCGAUGUCAUCCAAGCCCUGGGUGGUGUCGAGACCAUCCUAGAGCACACCCUCUUCAAGGCGACCGGUUUCCCGUCCUGGGAAGGCCUGUUUUGGGAGAGGGCCUCGGGCUUUGAGCAGUCCAUGCAGUUCAAGAAGUUGACCAACGCCCAGCGGUCUGGUCUGAAUCAGAUUCCCAACCGACGCUUCACCCUCUGGUGGUCUCCAACUAUCAACAGAGCGAACGUUUAUGUCGGUUUCCAAGUGCAGCUGGAUCUCACUGGUAUCUUUCUCCACGGAAAGAUCCCGACGUUGAAGAUCUCGCUCAUCCAAAUCUUCCGGGCUCACUUGUGGCAAAAGAUUCACGAGUCUGUUGUCAUGGAUCUCUGCCAGGUCUUCGACCAGGAGCUGGAGGCUUUGAGCAUCGAGUCGGUGCAGAAGGAGACUAUCCACCCCAGGAAGUCUUACAAGAUGAACAGCUCUUGCGCAGACAUCCAGCUGUUCGCAAGCCACAAGUGGAACGUCACUCGGCCAUCGCUCCUCUUCGACAACAAGGAUGUGAUUGAGCCGACCACGACGAGCAAGUUCUGGAUCGACGUGCAGCUUCGCUACGGCGACUACGACUCCCACGACAUCGAGAGAUACGUCAGGGCGAAGUACCUUGACUACACGACAGACAGCAUGAGCCUGUACCCGUCCCCGACGGGCCUGAUGAUCGGUAUUGACCUGGCGUACAACCUCUACUCAGCUUACGGGCAAUACUUCCCGGGGCUGAAGACCCUCAUCCAGCAGGCGAUGGCCAAGAUCAUGAAGGCAAACCCGGCGCUCUACGUGUUGCGCGAGCGCAUUCGCAAAGGUCUGCAGCUCUACGCAUCCGAGAGCAACCAAGAGUUCCUGAACUCCCAGAAUUACUCGGAGUUGUUCAGCAACCAGACACAGCUCUUCAUCGACGACACCAACGUCUAUCGGGUCACGAUCCACAAGACAUUUGAAGGCAACCUAACGACGAAGCCGAUCAAUGGCGCCAUCUUCAUAUUCAACCCCCGCACGGGCCAGCUGUUCCUCAAGAUCAUCCACACCAGUGUCUGGGCUGGACAGAAACGUCUAGGCCAACUGGCAAAGUGGAAGACGGCCGAAGAAGUUGCGGCCCUGAUCAGGUCGCUUCCUGUCGAAGAGCAGCCGAAGCAGCUGAUCGUCACGCGCAAAGGCCUGCUCGAUCCUCUGGAAGUCAACCUCUUGGAUUUCCCCAACAUCUCCAUCCGUGCGUCGGAGCUGCAGCUGCCCUUCCAAGCUGCUAUGAAGGUGGAAAAGUUGGGCGAUAUGAUCCUGCGUGCCACGGAACCCCAGAUGGUGCUUUUCAACCUCUACGACGAGUGGCUCAAGAGCAUCUCGUCGUACACUGCCUUCUCCCGCCUGAUCCUCAUCCUCAGAGCCUUGCACGUCAACCAAGACAAGACGAAGCUCAUCCUCCGGCCAGACAAGACGGUGAUCACCCAGGACCACCAUAUCUGGCCAUCUCUCUCGGAUGAGGACUGGAUCAAGGUGGAAAUGCAGCUGCGCGACCUGAUUCUCAAUGACUACGGCAAGAAGAAUAACGUGAAUGUCUCGAGUCUGACGACCAGCGAAGUCCGGGAUAUCAUUUUGGGGAUGGAGAUCUCGGCACCCUCGUUGCAGAGACAGCAGGCCGCCGAGAUUGAGAAGCAGCAGCAAGCGCAGCAACAGCUCACUGCUGUCACGACCAAAACGCAGAAUGUUCACGGAGAGGAGAUCAUCGUCACGACAACGUCGCAGUUCGAGCAGCAGACGUUUGCCUCCAAGACGGAGUGGCGCACUCGGGCCAUCGCCACGUCGAACCUGCGCACGCGAGCCAACAACAUGUAUGUGGCGCCGGUGGACAGCGACCUGGACGAGAUCACGUACGUGAUGCCGAAGAACAUUCUCAAGAAGUUCAUCACGAUCGCGGACCUCCGGGUGCAGGUCGCUGGCUAUCUCUACGGAUCGUCGCCUGGCGACAAUGACCAGGUCAAGGAGAUCAAAUGCAUUGUCAUGGUACCGCAGAUUGGCGGGCUGCGCAACGUCCAGCUUCCGCAGCAGCUUCCCCAGCACGAGCUGCUCAGGAACCUGGAGCCCCUCGGCAUCAUCCACACCAUGUCCGGCAACGAACUCCCGUACAUGUCUGCGAUGGACGUCACGAACCAUGCCAGAUUGGUCGACGCUCACAGCUCCUGGGAUGAACAAAAGACGUUGACGAUAACUGUGUCGUUCACUCCCGGUAGCGUCUCGCUCUCAGCGUGGGCCCUCACUCCGCAGGGCUUCAAAUGGGGAGCAGAGAACAAGGACAUGGGCAGCGACCAGCCUCAGGGCUUCACGACAGCAAUGGGCGAGAGGCGGCAGCUGCUGCUCAGCGACAAGUUCAAAGGCUUCUUCCUGGUCCCUGACACCGGCAAGUGGAAUUACAGCUUCAUGGGCAGCGCCUUUGGCGGCCUGGAGAAGAAGCCAAUCCAUGUGAAGCUGGACACUCCCAUGCCGUUCUACAGCGACCAGCACCGUCCGAUUCACUUCUCCAGCUUCAACGAGUUGGAGGACAUUUGGGUCGACAGGCAGGACAAUUUUGCAUAGACAUCGUCGGCGAGGGGCCUGGGAAGAGAGUGGUGCUGCUUGUUGCUUCUACGGCGCACCGGCACAGAGGUGGGCGGAUGUGGAUGGUGAGCGAGCAUUUAGCGAGUGGGAGAGUCGCGUGCGGGAACAUCAGACUGUUUGAUCAGCGGUCCGGGAAUCCGGUUGGUGGCCUUGGUUUGGGUCCGGGGAGAAGAAGCAACG
This is a messenger RNA of Thermothielavioides terrestris NRRL 8126, 7406 nucleotides long. RefSeq lists its product as uncharacterized. Gene Ontology annotation, cellular component: U5 snRNP; catalytic step 2 spliceosome. Gene Ontology annotation, molecular function: pre-mRNA intronic binding; metallopeptidase activity; U5 snRNA binding. The record is from RefSeq and is a predicted model, not a curated record. Bases 81 to 7205 code for a protein of 2374 amino acids. The transcript has 2 exons. Gene Ontology annotation, biological process: spliceosomal tri-snRNP complex assembly; mRNA splicing, via spliceosome. Lineage: Eukaryota; Fungi; Ascomycota; Sordariomycetes; Sordariales; Chaetomiaceae.